AUGGACGUCGACCUCAUUAUUAAGAUGGGAUUUUUCAUCCGAGAUCUUCACAACAACAUCGCUGAGCUUCAUGCUCAACAGUUUGCUGAACAUGCGCCAAUGAGUUCAUUUACUGUUUAUCGUGGUCAAGGUUUGUCACAGAUACAGUUUGAUCAAAUGAUCAAGACCAAUGGUGGACUACUGUCAUUUAAUAAUCCCUUGUCAACAAGUCUUGAUCGAGAAAUAUCUCUUUCCUUUGCACAAAGUAAUCAAAUUGGUUCUGAUCUUAUAGGUGUUCUCUUUAAAAUAAAUGUCAAUCCAUCAGUAUCGAGUACUCCUUUCGCAAACAUUCGUGACAUCAGUUACUUUGAAGGCGAAGAAGAAAUUCUCUUCUCCAUGCAUUCGGUUUUUCGAAUUGAAACAAUGAAACAAAUCAAUGAGAAUAAUCGUCUUUGGCAAGUCGAUUUAACGUUGACAAGUGACAACGAUCCAGAACUCCAUGAACUUACUGAAAGUAUACGAAAAGAUACUUGCUCUGAUGCAGAAGGAUGGGACCGUUUAGGCGUAUUGCUGAUUAAGCUUGGGCAGUUCAACAAUGCUCAAGAGGUAUAUGACACGUUGUUAAAUCAAACAACGACUUAUCAAGAGAAAGCAGUCAUUUAUCAUAGGCUCGGAGUGAUAAAGAAUAAUCAGGGUGAAUAUACAGAUGCCAUGGCUUAUUAUCAACGUUCGAUUGAAAUCAAUAAAGACGUUCUUUCAUCAAUGGAUGCCAACUUGGCUCGUUCCUACAGCAAUAUGGGUUUGGUGUAUGAUAAUAUCGGUGACUAUUCGAAUGCACUUUCAUAUCAUCAAAAAGCACUGGAAAUCGAACAGAAAACUCUUCCAUUAACACAUCCAAGUUUAGCUACUUCUUACAAUAACAUUGGUUUACUGUAUGGCAACAUGGGUAACUUUGCGAAUGCACUUUUAUCUCACCAAAAAGCAUUGGAUAUUCGUCAUAAAAUUCUUCCUUCAAAUCAUCCUGAUUUGGCUACUUCCUACAACAGCAUUGGUUUGGUGUAUAAUAGCAUAGGUGACUAUUCGAAAGCACUAUUUUAUCAUCAAAAAGCAACAGAUAUUUGUCAAAGAACUCUUCCUUCAAAUCAUCCUGAUUUGGCUACUUCUUAUAACAACAUCGGUUCGGUGCAUGACAGCAUGGGUGACUACUCGAAUGCACUUUUAUAUCAUCAAAAAGCGUUGGAUCUUUGCCAAAAAACUCUUCCUUCAAAUCAUCCUGAUUUGGCUACUUCUUACAAUAACAUCGGUUCGGUGUAUAAUAGCAUGGGUGACUAUUCGAAUGCACUUUCGUCUUACCAAAAAGCAUUGGAUAUGUGUCAAAAAACUCUUCCUUCAAAUCAUCCGAGUUUGGCUACUUCUUACAACAACAUUGGUUCCGUGUAUGACAGCAUGGGUGACUAUUCGAAAGCACUUUCAUAUCAUCAAAAAGCAUUGGCUAUUCGCCGAGAAAUUCUUCCUUCAAAUCAUCCUGAUUUGGCUGCUUCUUAUAAACACAUUGAAAUAGUGUCUUCUAAGAGUGAAGAACACGUGAAAGCUGUUUCAUAUCGUGAACAAAUUCUUUAA
This is a messenger RNA of Rotaria sp. Silwood1, 1599 nucleotides long. The record is from the annotation of a GenBank genome assembly. Lineage: Eukaryota; Metazoa; Rotifera; Eurotatoria; Philodinida; Philodinidae.